Molecule: messenger RNA, 570 nt
Organism: Darwinula stevensoni
Lineage: Eukaryota; Metazoa; Arthropoda; Ostracoda; Podocopida; Darwinulidae
Source: the annotation of a GenBank genome assembly
AUGAUAGUCCAGGCAGCGAGCCGACUGCUGCGGGGAGCGCUGACGCGUGGGCGGAUGCGCGGAAUCUCCACCGGACUCCCGUUGCCAUCCGCGUACGAAGGCGACGGAAAGACGACUGUCUCCAUCCUGAACCAAGAGGUCUCGAACCUCCUCCUGAUCGAUGCGUACAGCACGAUGGGAUUCGUGUUGAACAAUGGCAUCAAUGUCGUCGGUUCGGUGGCCCUGUUCCCGCGCACGGUCCUCAGCUGGCAGGUGGCGUCGGUCGACGACAUCAACGAGGAGUCUCUUUCGCUCUUUUACAUGCUGGAGCCUCGACUGGACGUGUUGGUGAUCGGGACGGGCGACCGCGGAACCAGGUUGAACCUCGAUAUCAUCAAGUUCCUCAGAUCGAAGCGGUUGAACGUGGAGGCAGUGCCGACGGAGUCGGCUUGCGCGACGUUCAACUACUUGAAUGCGGAUGGGCGACUCGUGGGUGCGGGGCUCAUUCCUCCCUCGAAUGUCGCCAUCCUCAGUGAGGAUGCCUUCGAGGCGCAGCGGAGGAGGAAGCAGCUCUAUAAGUUGGAGGACUAG